Messenger RNA from Hyalella azteca, 1478 nucleotides. RefSeq names its product zinc finger protein 425-like. Gene Ontology annotation, molecular function: DNA-binding transcription factor activity, RNA polymerase II-specific; RNA polymerase II cis-regulatory region sequence-specific DNA binding. The record is from RefSeq and is a predicted model, not a curated record. The transcript is spliced from 3 exons. Gene Ontology annotation, biological process: regulation of DNA-templated transcription. Lineage: Eukaryota; Metazoa; Arthropoda; Malacostraca; Amphipoda; Hyalellidae. Bases 111 to 1445 code for a protein of 444 amino acids.
GAAUAGCACUGAAAAUUGAGUUACUUUCAAUUGCUACUGGGACUUUGUUACUAUUUAACAAUUUUGGAUUGCAAAUAAGCUUCAGUUUAACUUGGAACCUGCAAAUUUUAAUGAGUACCAUGAUGAAUAAAAUGAAGGUGAGCAGUUUCGUGAUGCACAAUGUCUCCCAUGAUGCAGUCAAUAGCAGCUGGCACGCUGAGCUGAGCACCCAAAUGUCUUCUGAAUCUUGCAAAGUUGAGGCUGAUGCUACAGAGGCCAGUGGCUCAUCUCCCCCCCUAGAAAUGGUAGCAGUUUACAUCAAGGAGGAGCCUCAAGAUGGAGGAGAGGACAUGGCUGUGAAGGUGGAACCAAUUGACAGUAGUGAAAAAGAGUGCGAGGGAAGAGGGCAGCCCGCACCCGAGGGCGCCCCUGACGACGCUCCUGGCAGAGGCCGCGUCUCUGCAGCGUCCUGCUCCCAGCACCGCACCAACAGGCUUGCGGGUUCCCAGAUUGGAUUUGUUGAGGCCGAAGCUGCAGCCCAACAGCAGCAGCGCCGUGCAGAUGAGCAGGCAACCGCAAAGCCACACUCAUGCUCGCACUGUGCAUUUGGCUGCAGUUCAGAGCAGCUAUUGCAGCGACACAUUCGUGCAGAAUAUUCGAGAGAAUUGUCAGACCGAUGCUCUAAAUGUGAACAUAGUUGUUCCAGUAAACAAAAUCUCGAAUACAACAUUCCUUCGAAGCAUUCAUCUGUAAAGCCUCUAAGUUGCGCGGUAUAUUCUUGUGUCAAUAAACACGAUUUGAAAUCACAUAUACCGCGCAAGCUUUUAUCUCAUAAAGCUUUUAGGUGCUCAGAAUGUGAAUAUUUGUCUGUUAGUGAAGACGAUUUACAAUUGCAUGUCCUAUCGAAGCAUUCUUCUGAGAAACCUUUCAGGUGCUGGAAGUGUGAAUAUACUUGCUCCAGUAAAUAUUAUCUAAAAUGCCAUGUACUUUACAGACAUACAUCGCAGAAACCUCUUAGGUGCUCCGAAUGUGAUUAUUCUUGCGUGUAUAGAAGCAACUUAAGAGCGCAUAUACUACGCAAGCAUUCAUCUGAGAAGCCUUUGAGGUGCUCAAUAUGUGAAUAUUCUUGUGUUUUUAAAAGCGAUUUAAGGUUUCAUAUAUUGGGAACGCAUUCAUCUGUGAAGCCUUUCAGAUGCUCGGAAUGUCAAUAUUUAUGUGUCAGAAAGAGUGAUCUGCGAAGGCAUGUUCUAUACAAGCAUUCAUCUGACAAACCUUUUAGCUGCAGGGAAUGUGAAUAUUCGUGCGUUACUAAAAGUUGUUUAAGAAAUCAUGUACUAUAUAAGCAUUCGUCUGAAAAACCUUUCAGCUGCUCGCAGUGCUCUUAUACUUGCGUCGAAAAACGAAAUCUUGCCCGACACGUGCAAUCCAGACAUUCCCAGUUAACGUCCUCGCCUCUGAAUGUAUAAACAUAAUUAAACAAAUAAAUUUCUUCCAGUAAA